Molecule: messenger RNA, 3018 nt
Organism: Polypterus senegalus (gray bichir)
Lineage: Eukaryota; Metazoa; Chordata; Cladistia; Polypteriformes; Polypteridae
Product: ciliogenesis and planar polarity effector 1-like
Exons: 19
Coding region: 1-3018 (1005 amino acids)
Biological process (GO): cilium assembly
Cellular component (GO): ciliary transition zone
Source: RefSeq, a predicted model, not a curated record
AUGGAGGUGAAAUUGGAAGUCAUAGUAUCAUCAAGCAUUAAAAGGAAAAAGCCAUGGUCUCGGUUCAGCUGGCUCGGACAGACCACAGAAAGUAUAUUCAUGUUGGAUGAUAAGCGCAUUAGUGAAAUCAACAUAGUGACUGGAAGAAAAAAGAAAAAGAGCCCUAAAUUCAGUGCUCUCCUGAAGAAUGUCAUAAAUUUGGCAACUUCUACAAAUGGUGCUUGGCUAAUAGGAUUGCUGGUAUCAGGUGAACUCUUUUUAUGGAACAAGGACCACGACUGUUUGAAAAUGACAAGUGCAGCAGAUGGUGUUAGUCAAGUCAUGAAACCUUCACAUGAAUCAGAACUAAAGUCCUUCGACUGUGAAGAUGCUUUUGGUUCAGAAGUUUCCCUUAAAGAUGACAUGAGGCAACGCUUCUCAGUGAACGCUCACUGGCGCCUUCCCUACCUCAUUGUUUCAGAUGGCUACAUGGUCACCGUCCUCAACAUCUCCAGCAACUUCCUACCUUCUAACUUCAUGAGCUCCAUCCUUGAGGAUACCAGACAACGGCUUAAGAAAAUAAAGCAAACUCUCUUGUUAUCUCAGCCACAAAACAGAGAAAAACUGAAGCAGCUUUCAUCCUUAAAUCUGAGCUCUGUUCAAGAUGAAGAGUUUAAAGCACCUGCAGUGGAAUCAACACCUCAGUUUAUUCAGGAGGAUUAUGAAGCCCAAGAAGAGAAAAACAAUGACCCUCAUACAGUUGUCACCACCAAUCUUACUACAAAUGGUGCAGUUACAAAAGCAAUUACUGUCAUUUCUGCACAGACCAUACUGGGUCCCCUCCUGGCCAAAGGGGCCUGGGACGAGUGUUCCAGUUUCAACUCACUGUCAUUACCUCUGACCAGCAGCAUGAUACAAUGCAGUGGUGAUGAAUCCAAUGAAGACAGCCUGAGCCUUUGUGAUUUUGCCCCAGAAGUGCUGAGUGGACGUAUCGAGUUUGCCUCUAUGUUUGACACCAUCCAUGCAAUCACAGAUUUGAAAGCUGAAAGCAGUGACACAUCUGCACAGAUUCCUCUCAUACAGAAGAACCUCCUGAUGAGUGGUAUUACUUCUCCUCAAGCCCUAGCAAAUGCACUCUUUGUUCUGAAGCUGACAUCCCAGCACCUAAAUGUGAUAUAUACUGCUCAAAGUCAGCUGGCAUCCAAUGGAGCACGGUUGGAUAUGUUCUCAACUCCAUUUCUACAGGAGGGCCUUGACUUGGAGAAAUCUAUCAACUUCUCUGUAGUGGCACCUCAACAGGUGGAUACACAACAGAAACCUUCCGACAGGCUAGCGGCUGUCUGGAAAACACUGUACCAGCAGGCACUCCGUUAUCAGUCUUUUCUUCAUAAAUCUCUUGUAUCUGAUGGGCAACAGCCAGAUGAUACGAAACAUGAGGAAUGCUGGAGUUCUCGCCUUAUUGCCCAGAUUCAGACAGCAAUACAGACAUCGGGCAUGUCACUUGGAGGCAUGAAGAAACUGAACUCCAUUAGAGGCGGCGGUCGAACACAUUUCCUGCAGACCCGUUACUGCCUCUCUAUUCUGUAUUGUCACCUCUACCAUUAUAACCUGAGAGCAGCCCAUGGGCUGUGCGACCGAUUAGCCCGAUGGGUGCUUCAUCAUUCUCGGCUCUACUCGGAAGACGUUCACACAUUAGCAGAUGAAUGCUGCUUCCAUGAAAGAUGGCCUCUUUGUAACAUCAACAAUGAAGCUGCAUGUGCUGUGAUCCAGUCAAUGGCUAGAUUCAUGGUGGCCUAUUUCACCAAUCGGCCUCUCUUUGUGCUUCCUCCGCACCAUGUGGACAUUUUGCCACCAUUGCAAGGCAAGCCAGAUUGCCUUCCUCGAGUAAUCCCAUUGCAGCACUCCUACUUGGCCAAGAUUGUGCGUGAUCAGCACCUCUCCAGCGUCUGGACGGUCGAGUAUGCCUUGGACUUACUGCUUAUUGGUGGGUUGUUACCUGAAGCCGUUUGGUUUGCUCACACUCUUGGUGACUGGAAGAUGGCAGUUUCUCUUGGUCUAGCUUACAACUUUUACUGUCAGACUACUUUUAACCUUCCUAGGUUAAAAUUGCGAGAGCUUGAAAUUCCUUCACAACUGCAGCCAACACAGAUUUUCAAGAAUAAAUUGCAAUCACUAAUUGGACAAAAAUCUAAUCCAGAAGGACUGAUUACUGCUGGAGCCGAUCCACGGUCUGGAGAUGUGAAAAGCUGUAAACGGUUCACAGAUUCCAUUGAAGAGGAGGAUGCAGAUUCACUUUUUAAUUCCAUUCAGGAGAUUUUAAAAGCCGCUGUCAUGGCAGAAUCUGAUGUGCUUUCAGAGACUUUUAUUGUCGUGCUUCAGACUGCCAAGGAGCUGAGUACAAAGCUAACUGCUAUAGUGCCUCAUGGGCUGUAUCUGCCAGCGCCUCCCCUGUACUGCCCACAGCCAGCUCUCGACGUCAAGAUUCAACUGAAAGGCUCUCAGCCUCUGCUCAGCCCUUUUCCAGAAUCGUUGCUUAAAUACUUAAACACCAGGAAUUACCUCCAGGCCAGAGGACCUAACAGAGGUGGCCAGCCUGACCCCGUUGUACUUCGGACAAUCCAUUGUUUCAGGGAACUGUGUGGCUUGUGCUGGAUGUUCCAUGUUCGAGAAAUGCUGUCGGUGAACUGCAGGAAGUAUCAGCUGGCAAGGAAUACUGGUAAAGACCUGCAGGAAAUAGAAGAGUACAACGCUGCAGCAAUCAGGUACUGCAUUGAGGCCCUGGAGUGGGCUUGUCGUUUUCUGCCAUUUGCCAGGUUUAUAAAUGCAGAAGAAGUUGUCCAGGAUGUGAUCCUGAGUCUGCUGGCUGAACUUCCUCCAAUAAAGAUGGUGGCGGAUAUUCUUGUGAAAGCUUUUCCAGAACAGCAGGAGUCUGUGCGUGUUGCUCUGAGGGAAAAGUACAGUUCUUUACUUAAAAAUCUUAGACAUUUAACUGUCAAAGGCCAGUUCUGCAGCUCAGUUGGUCCCAACCCUAUCCGUUGA